This is a messenger RNA of Marchantia polymorpha subsp. ruderalis, 2986 nucleotides long. NCBI's taxonomy places the organism in Eukaryota, Viridiplantae, Streptophyta, Marchantiopsida, Marchantiales, Marchantiaceae. The record is from the annotation of a GenBank genome assembly.
GAAACUCGAAGCACAGACAUGCCAUGCCCGGAGAAGCGAGGGCACAAGUCCCCAGUCUGCUGGAAUUUACGACGCUGCCAGAAACAAGAGAAUCUGAGCCAGAGCCCGUGUCUGAGCAGCAGCAGCAGCGCGACACAUUGCAGAAGUCAAUUUUGGAAAGGAGGCAGAAGAAGAGUAGAAGAACAAUGUACUAGAGGAGGAGGCCCGGAAGGACAACAGUAGUUCCCCUUCGAAAUGGCACCGGAUGUUUUUACUGUUUGUUCUUGGUUUCGUGAAUUGCACUGCAAGGGAGGGCACUCUGACUCGUCUUUUUGGAGAUUUGUGGAGUUUCGAGCACAAUCGUGAGUGGAUGAGGGCGGCGUGUCACCUGAGAUUGAACGGGAGAUUUCUUUUGUUGUCGUCGUCGAGAUUUGGUUUGGUUUGGCGCCAGGUCUUGAUGAUUGUGCGAUUGGUUUAUCUCGUUUGAUACGAGAAUUCUGCUGGGAGAGAUCCGUGGCAAGUCUCUAUGAUGGAGGAGAGAAUGAAAAUCGCAGUUCUUCAGGCGUGUAGAGCUCUUCGUAAGCGACAUAGGGACGAAGAAGGUGCUCAUGGUCCUGCCAUUGCUGCUCUCGCUACAGCCGUCCGAUAUCAGGGGGCUGAGCUUAUAGUCAAAGUGGAGCUAUUGCAGCAAGAAUUGAAUCAAAUAUAUCGUACGCAUACGGAAACAACAGGACAACUGCUGGCAGAAAAAUCUGCAAACCAAACGUUGCUCUCACAACUUGCAGACAAGGACUCUCUAAUCACUGAGCUCCGGUCCGAACUCUCAGCGGCAAGGACAAAACUUACAGAGUUGGAAAAGGAGGACGAUGUCCAAAAGGAAGCUAUAAAUACUUUAAACUUUGAAAGGACUGAACUAAAACUGCAGAUCUUAGAGUUGGAGUCAAAACUUUCCAAAGCAGAAUUGGAUAACAAAAUGCUUGUGGAUCGAUGGAUGGAGCAAAAGAUGCAAGACGCUGAACGUCUGAAUGAGGCCAACGCAAUGUAUGAGGACAUGAUGGAGAGGCUCAAGUCCAGCAGACUCGAGGAGCUGGCAAGACAACAAGUAGAUGGAAUCGUAAGGCAUAGCGAAGCAGGGGCUGAAUUUUAUGUCGGUUCAGGCAUUCCGACACACGUUCGACACACAAUACAAGCACAUGAAGGAGGAGGCGGUGCUAUAGCUUUUGAGCAUGGUAGCGGAGUCCUCUUAACCGGGGGUAAUGAUUCCGUCGUCCGACAGUGGGAUUCGCAGGGUGGCACUAACCUGAACACACUUCGUGGCGCUACAGGGACUAUACUUGAUUUGACUGUUUCUUCCGACAACAAGCAGGUGCUGGCAGCUUGUAGUGACCACAAAAUCUACCUGUGGGAUGCUCAAUCAGGCCGAAUAAGGCAUACUCUCACUGGUCAUUCUGAGAAGGUAGUUGCUAUCGACCUGAGUCCAAGUGGCAACAAGAGGGCAGUGAGUGCUUCAUAUGACCGGACAAUCAAGCUUUGGGAUCUGGGCACUGGCUACGGAGUGAACACUAUAGUCUGCUACAGCAACUGCAACUCAGUUUGUGUCACAUCUGAUGGGGCGCUGAUUUGUUCUGGUCAUAUGGAUGGAAAUUUGCGUUUCUGGGAUAUCAGGUCAGGAAAGCUAGCAAACGAAGUUGCUGCGCAUGGUCUUGGCAUUACAUCAGUGUCUCUUUCACGAACUGGUCAUACCGUACUCACGAGUGGACGAGACAAUGCCAUCAACAUUUUUGAUGUACGCAGUUUAGAGAUAAGAGCCACUUAUCGGUCACCCAACUUUCGAGCGGCCACAAAUUGGUGCAGGUCAUGCCUGAGUCCAAAUGAGAACUAUGUAGCGGUGGGUUCAGCAGAUGGGGCUGUGGUUGUUUGGAGCAGAAAGAAUAACGAAGGCGAAUCUGUUCUGAAGGGAGGACACACAUAUCCUGUAUUGGCUUGUGCAUGGAGUGGCGUGGGCAAACCCUUGGCCACUGCGGAUAAGAGUGGACGAAUUUGCAUAUGGGAGUGACUUUGCACUAUCCAUUUGGUGACUCCACUUAACUUGUGCAGUACCUAGAGAGUUUAGCUCUGCAGGUGAGUUUCUUUCAUUCUUGUGUCCAGCACGUUUGGUGAAGCCAAUGUGUACAGUUUAACCGAAGGCUGGAAAGACAUCCUGCUAAGUUUUUGACAAGGCUUUAAAUCUUCCAAGUAGAAGGAGAAGAUGAGAAGGUCGAAUAUGUAGUUUACCUUGUCAUUUGUAUCAUGAUAGAACCUAGAUAAGUGAUAAAAUUUCCCAUACGUCUUUGCACAUUCUAUGCAUCGACGUUUGAUUUGCUGAUAGUUUUGAGAGGGUAGUCGGUGACGAACUUUCCGAUCGAUGGUCGUAUGCUUGGAUGAAAAUUCAUGCAGCUGUUUAUGAUAUGUGUUCAUUUUUCAUGGAGUGAUAUCCUUGUGCAUGUAGUGGAGGAGCUUUGACAAGACAUACAGGUCAUAUUUUCCAAAUACUGCCAUAGACAGUAGGUAUAUUUUCAAUUAGUUUCCAAAGCUGGGCAUAAGUGAGUUCUGAUUCAGUAUGCGAUUCUUUGUAGUAGAAGGCCUAUCUCUAGUUGUUAAACUGACAUAGUAGACAGAACCACGAUGAAGCUGACCUUCAUCUGGCCUAGCCUGCGAUUGGGCGAGGUCGAUUUUUGAGGUUCACCACUCGAGUAGGUCUGUUAUAAAUUGUUCUUUGGUCUGGUCAGUUGGCUUUCAAAAGUUGAAGAACAGUUGAAGAUUGUGCAAUCAGAUCUCAAAUGCAACAAUUAGAGAUUAAUCAGGUUUGGAGAUCAAGAGCUACCGGUACUGUACAACAGCAAGUAUAGAUCGUUUGAAGUUCCAAGUAAUUUUAUUUCUUAGGUAGAGUUGAUUGUCCAUUGGCGCCUUGAAGGAAAAAUGUAAAGAUUUGUUCGAUUGAAUGAUUUUGUAUGAAGUUGUUGUGCCA